This is a messenger RNA of Cucurbita maxima (winter squash), 408 nucleotides long. RefSeq lists its product as uncharacterized. The record is from RefSeq and is a predicted model, not a curated record. The coding region runs from base 1 to 408 and encodes 135 amino acids. Lineage: Eukaryota; Viridiplantae; Streptophyta; Magnoliopsida; Cucurbitales; Cucurbitaceae. The transcript has a single exon.
AUGGAAAAAAACUCAUCUCAACCCACACGGCGGCAGAGAUUCGCCGUGGACGACGGCGCCGAUCUAAUAGACUGCUCCGGCAAGCAUUGCCAGUCGUGCACCACCGGCUUGGUUGCGGACUGCAUCGCCAUCUGCUUAUGCCCAUGCUCGGUUGUCAGCUUCUUGGCUCUGGCUCUCGUCAAACUUCCGUGGAUGAUCGGGCGGCGGUGUCUGCAGCAGAGAAGGCAGAAGAGGAAAUUGAUUGGGCGGAGAGGAGAAUGCGAGGGCGGUGGUGUGGCGGCGGAGAGUGGUGGGCGUGCAGCGAGUGAGGAGGGGCUGCCGCCGGGUUUCGGAGAGGAAGAAGCAGAGAGAAUUUGGGUGCAGUUGGGGUUUGGAAGAGUUUCCUUCACUGGGAAUACAAAUUUGUAA